AUGCGUCUCUUGUCAGUCGUCAUCUCCCUGGCCUGCGCAUUCGGUCUCGUCUCUGCAGCCUCCAUCAACAACCCCUUCUCCUUUGUCCCCGCCCCAGCAACCAUCGAGGAAUGUGGUACUCCAGACGACAUCCUCAAGUUGAUAAACUACUCCCUCAACCCCAACCCUCCUCUCAAAGGCGAAGUCCUUGUCAUCGAUGCUGAAGGUGAACUCAGUGAAGACGUUGUCGAAGGCGCAAAGAUCAACCUCAUCGUCAAGGUCGGAUUGAUCAAAUUGCUGACCAAGGAACUCGACUUUUGCGAAGAGUCCGCCAAGAUCGACAAGCCAUGCCCCCUGAAGAAAGGCCAGCAGUUCCUUCACCAUGAGGUCGAGCUCCCCAAGGAGAUCCCUCCAGGCAAGUACUUUGUCAAUGUCAAGGUCAGGAAUCCUGAUGACAAGCAAGUUACCUGCCUCAACGCCAGGGCCAACUUUGGCAUCUAA
Messenger RNA from Linnemannia hyalina, 480 nucleotides. Lineage: Eukaryota; Fungi; Mortierellomycota; Mortierellomycetes; Mortierellales; Mortierellaceae. The record is from the annotation of a GenBank genome assembly.